UUCCUCAGCACCGAGUAUAAAUACACGGCCCAAAUACAACUGCAAGCAGAGAGCUGACAUUGUCACAUGCUUCAUAAAGGAAACAAAAUACCUCGCCAACCAUGGCCCGAUGGAUUAUAAACUCUCUGGCCGUCCUGUGCUUUUUGAGCAGUCACACAACAAGAGCUGACUCGACCACAGGUCCAAAUCUCUCACCCUCUGAGGUCCUGGACAAGCUCCUGGGUCCAUCAUCUGGCUACAAUCACAGAGUUCGGCCUAAUUUUGGAGGGCCCGCAGUCAACGUCUCCUGUGAAGUCUUCAUCAGGAGUUUUGGGUCCAUUCAAGAGGCCACCUCGGACUAUCGCGUGACAGUCUACCUGCGACAGAGGUGGACUGACCCACGGCUGGCUUACAGCCACUACCCUGUACCCUUACUGCAUCUCGACCAGUCCAACAUCAAGCACAUCUGGAAGCCUGACCUCUUCUUUGACAACGAGAAGAGUGCGCACUUUCACGAAAUCACGACUGACAACAAGAUGCUGAGGAUCGCCAACAAUGGCGUCGUUGACUAUGCCAUGAGGCUCACGCUGACCCUCUCCUGUCCAAUGGACCUGCAUAACUUCCCCAUGGACACACAGAUGUGCUCCAUGUACCUGGAAAGCUUCGGCUACACUACAGCGGACAUCGUCUUCCACUGGAACGGACCUACGCCCGUGUCUCUUUUUCAAGGACUCACGCUUCCACAAUUUGUGCUCAGCAACAAAAUAAGCACUGGCUCCUGCACAACGACUUACAGCACCGGUUCAUUUUCAUGCAUUUUCGCAAAGUUUACUCUGCACCGUGAGAUGGGCUUCUACCUGAUCCAACUCUACGUACCCAGCAUUCUCAUCGUCAUCCUCUCCUGGGUCUCAUUCUGGAUAAACAUGGAGGCAGCCCCAGCCCGUGUGGCGCUGGGGAUCACCACGGUCCUCACCUUGACCACACAGAGCACGGGAGCAAGAGCAUCACUGCCUAAGGUCUCCUACAUCAAAGCGGUGGACAUUUGGAUGGCAACGUGCCUGCUCUUCGUGUUCGCCGCGCUGCUGGAGUACGCCGCAGUGAAUGUAACAUCCAGGCAGAGCCAGGGUUUCAUGAAGAAGGGCAGAAGGAGCCAGAAGCCCAUCGACCAGGAAACCGAAGAAAAGAUGCGGAAAAAGUUUGUUGCCUAUGCUCAAACCAUCGACAAUAUCUCACGACUGUUUUUCCCAAUUUCAUUCCUCAUCUUUAACGUCGUUUAUUGGGUCACCUUCAAAGUGAUGCUCAAACGGGAAGUUUAAGGAUCACGUCCACUCAUUUAGAAAUUUGCAUGUGGGGCCCAUCCAGUGGAAACUAUUACACACUAUCCCUCUACAUGCCAUGCUAAACUGUGAGACCGAGUCAUUCUAAAGUCCAUGACUCACAUUCUGCAAAGUUACAUCCUCUGGUCCAGCAUUUGCAGCAGUUAAUAAAAAAAAGGUUUCAAAAGUCAAAA
Molecule: messenger RNA, 1489 nt
Organism: Lethenteron reissneri (Far Eastern brook lamprey)
Lineage: Eukaryota; Metazoa; Chordata; Hyperoartia; Petromyzontiformes; Petromyzontidae
Product: glycine receptor subunit alpha-2-like
Biological process (GO): monoatomic ion transmembrane transport
Cellular component (GO): plasma membrane
Molecular function (GO): transmitter-gated monoatomic ion channel activity; glycine binding; transmembrane signaling receptor activity
Source: RefSeq, a predicted model, not a curated record